Molecule: messenger RNA, 4698 nt
Organism: Chanos chanos (milkfish)
Lineage: Eukaryota; Metazoa; Chordata; Actinopteri; Gonorynchiformes; Chanidae
Product: collagen alpha-1(XIV) chain
Exons: 41
Coding region: 1-4698 (1565 amino acids)
Molecular function (GO): protein binding
Source: RefSeq, a predicted model, not a curated record
AUGCAUCCUCACAGCUUAUUCCAUCUCUGCCCGAGGUCUAUCAUACCAAUCCUGGGCAUUUUAUUGAUGCUGGCCUCUGAAGUUCACACUCAAGGCCGGUUAAAACUGACCGUUCUAUCUGAGGAUAGGCUGCAGAUGAAAUGGAAGGAAGCAGAGGGACCAGUUCAAGGCUAUAAGGUGCGGGUGCGACCUAUAUCAGAGGUGCCCCAGCCAGAGCUGAUGCUGACUACCACGCGAGGCCGAGCCACAGUGGCAGGCCUGGACUCCAAACAGGAGUACCUCCUACAGGUCCUAGUGCUCAACGGAACCCUGGAGAAACUCGUCGCCAAGAGACGAUUCACCAUUAAUGGCCUACGUGAAGAAGAGCUGAUCCGUUCUGGGAACAGAGAGCAGCGGAGAAAAGCACUGGCUGGCGGCUCCGGCUCUGGUGAAAUGGACGACGUGUCAGAGACCCUGUUGUCCCUGCCCACUGUGCUAUACCAGGAGCCUACCACCACGGAGCCUUCUGCAGUAACUGAAAAUGAACUAACGACUGAGAAAAUCCCAAGAGAGAAGAAGAAGAAAAAGAAAGACAAGAACCGCUCGAAGGCAGAGGACAAAGCUGAUCAGGACACUACCAGCAAGGUGCUUGCAGAGGAAGAGAAAGUGAGGAAGGCUGUUCCCACACAGCCAGUAACAGCUGUGUCCACUCGGAAGGCCUUUGAGUGUGGAGCCGGGGCCCAGGCUGACCUGGUCCUGCUGGUGGAUGGUUCCUGGAGCAUCGGCCGGACGAACUUCAGAAAGGUCCGGGACUUCCUGGAAGGCCUAGUCGUCCCCUUCCACAUUGGCCCAAAUGGGGUGCAGAUAGCCCUGUCCCAGUACAGUGGAGAUCCUCGUACAGAAUGGCAGCUGAACAAUUUCACCUCCAAAGACCAGUUACUUGAGGCUGUCCGCAACUUCAGAUAUAAGGGAGGAAACACUUUUACAGGCCAGGCUCUGAUUCAUGUCCUGGAAGAGAAUCUGAAGGAGGAGGUUGGGGCACGAUUACAUGUGCCACAUUUUGUGGUGUUGUUGACUGAUGGGAAGUCUCAAGAUGACGCUAUUGCAGCCGCCAACAAGCUAAAAAGCAUUGGAGUUGAGAUCAUUGCAGUAGGUGUGAAGAACGCAGAUGAGGCUGAGCUGAGGCAGGUGGCGUCAGAACCGCUGGAGCUGAAUGUUUAUCACGUUAAUGAUUUCCCACUGCUCAGUAAACUCGUGGCUCGGCUGGCUCGCAUCCUGUGUGGAAAAAUAGAGGAUCGCAGUAAAGCAAAGAGAAUGGAGCAGCCGACAGAGCAGCCUGCUGUGUCUUACCCCAGCCCCACUGACCUGCGGUUUUCUGAGCUGGGUCCCAGAGAGGUACGGCUCAGGUGGUCGGCCCCCAGCCGUGCGGCCAUGCAGUACAGAGUAGUGUUCCACGGCACGGAGAGCCAGACCCCACAAGAGGUGGUUGUAAAUGGGUCAGACUCAACUGUGCUAUUGACUGGACUGUCAUCGCAGACACAGUAUCACUUGUCGAUUUUUCCUGUUUAUGAGGAAAAUGUGGGCCCUGCACUAAGAGGAACCUUCACUACACUACCACUAGCCAUGCCAGAGGACCUGGAGGUCACUCCCUCGUCCCCCACCAGCCUUAGGGUACGCUGGGGGCCAGCUCUAGGGGCCACACAGUACAUGGCCCUUUACUCUGCUCUCACUGAUGGAGAGCCUGAUGAUGCAAAAGAGGUGAAGUUUGCAGCUGAUCAAACUGAUGUGCAGCUGAAGGAUCUUCUGCCCUCUACUGAUUAUUCAGUGACACUGUAUGCUCUGUAUGACGAUGACCCCAGUGACCCUAUCACUGCCAUUGCCACUACAUUCCCAUUGCCAUCCCCUGUCAGUCUGCAGUUUCCCAUGGUUAGUCACAGCAGUUUGAAAGUCACAUGGGUGCCAGGUGCUGUGGAUGUCCCCGCCCACCGCAUUAUCUACAGCACCAAUCACGGGAGUGACGUCAAACAGGUGGAGGUAAAGGGGGUGAGCUCAGUAUUGCUGCAGAACCUGUCAUCUUUGUCUAGGUAUCUUGUGUCUGUGCAAUCACGUUAUGAUCAGGGAUUGUCUACUCCACUCACAGCCAAUAUCACUACGUUGAAGGUACCUGCUCCAUCUGAACUCAGAGUUACCAACUUCUCAGGAAGUGACAUCACAGUUCGGUGGAAGGCAGCUGCAGAUGAUGUUGUUUCCUACCUAAUCAAAUGGAUCUCUCUCAGUGGAGGGGAUCUUAGACAGCUGAAUGUGGAUGGGGACAGUGAGGGAGCCAUACUUGAGGAAGUUGAGGAUGAUAAGGAGUAUCAGAUAUCCUUAUCCGCCCUCUACGCAGACGGAGCACAGAGUGAGGCUGUGGCCAUUAGAUAUAGCACAUUAUCUGGCGGUGGUCCUAGCAGUGUGACCAUAUCUGAGGAGACGCCCGUCAGUAUGCUGGUCAGCUGGGUUCCUCCUAAUGCCCAUGUGCAGCAGUAUCGUGUGUCUUAUACUGCGCUGACGGGAGAUACUCGCGAGAACACGGUGUGGUUGCCAGGCAAUGAGGCGAGAGUCCUGCUGCAGCCCCUGCUGCCUGACACUCGCUACAGUGUCCUGGUCACUGCCGAGUACCGCAGCCGAGAGGGAGGCAGUGCCUCUGCCCAGGGCAAGACCACUAGUUUGCGUGUGAGCAGUGUGAGUGUGGUGCGUUCUGAUCACUCCAGUAUCUGUGUGUCCUGGAGGCCUGUGGCAGCGGUCACUGGGUACCGUCUCAUCGUCCAGGCCCUCAGAGAUAAGCAGAUGAAGGAGGAGAUUGUAGAUUCCUCCAGCACCAGCCACUGCUUCACUGAGUUGCAGCCUGAGACAGUGUACCGCAUCAGUGUGCACUCCCGCCUACAAGCAGUAGAGGGCACUGCUGUCACCAUUUUGCACUCUACAGCUGCAGCCCCAGCUAGAAUCCCAAUUCCUCCCAGAAUGCAUCCCACACACAAUGAAGUUUGUCCUGAGGUGAACAUCAGAAACAGUCUGGUCAAAGGCUUUAACAUGAUGGAGGCGUUUGGUCUGACUCCAAGAGCUCAUUCUACUGUUGAGGGAGUGGCAGCAGAGCCUUUCAUCUUCAGCAUGCAGCCCAUUUACACAGUCUACAGAAACGUACAACUGACCCAGAGUACACGAUUCAUCCAUCCGGUUGGAUUUGCUCCAGAGCACACUAUAAGUAUAACCUUCAGGCUGCUCCAGGACACACCACGGGAACCCUUUGCCCUCUGGCAACUCACAGACGAUGACUUUCAGCCCAAGAUGGGUGUUGUGCUAGACCCUGAGCAAAAAGUGCUUAUCUACUUCAGUUUGGACUACAGAGGAGAAGUACAAGAGCUGACAUUUGACCAGUCCCAGGUCCACACUCUGUUCUAUGGUAGUUUCCAUAAGGUCCACUUGUCGGUCAGUCAAGUGAGCGUGUCUCUCUCAGUGGACUGUCAGCACAUUGGAGAGAGACCUGCCCGUCCACUGGGAGCCUUGCCCACUGAUGGCUUUGAGAUGUUGGGCAAACUAGUGAAGACCCGUGGGCCCAACAGUGGUUCUGCUCCAUUUCAGCUACAGUCUUUUGAGAUUGUAUGUAACACCACCUGGGCUUCAGAGGACACUUGCUGUGACCUACCUGCACAGAGGGAUGAGGAGAGUUGCCCUGCCCCAGGAUACGCCUGCACGUGCACCUCCAAUAUCCCAGGUGCCCCUGGAGACACUGGCCCACCUGGAAAACCUGGACCUCGUGGGGAGAAGGGUGAAAAAGGAGAAGAAGGCCAGAAGGGUGAAAUGGGCCCACCAGGAAAGACUGGCCCAGAGGGUGCAUUCGGACCUUCAGGUUCUGUUGGUCCUCGAGGCAUGACUGUACAGGGAAAAAUUGGGCCACCAGGGGCAAGAGGGGAGAAAGGAGAUAGUGGAAGGCCUGGCAGCCAAGGUUUACCGGGUCCUCCAGGUCCAAAAGGUGAAGAAGGCAGUCCAGGGCCAAAGGGAGUUAGAGGUGUGGAGGGAAACAUGGGUAGUCCAGGGAUUACUGGACCAAGGGGUUUCCAAGGUAUGCCAGGUCACCCAGGGCCGGUAGGAGAAAGAGGGCCCCUUGGACCAGUUGGGCCUACGGGCCUUCCUGGGAGUAAGGGUGAGAGAGGAGAGAAGGGGGAACCACAGUCUCUUGCCAUGAUCUACCAGCUUGUUACUCAGGCCUGUGAGAAACUUGUGCACAAUGAAGUGCUUAAACUGGACUCAUUCCUGAACGAGAUUAGUCGGAAGCCUGUACCUAUCCAGGAACCAGUUGGACAACCAGGCGAACCUGGUAUUCCAGGUGGUAAAGGUCCACCUGGGCCAAGAGGCCCACAGGGACGACAGGGUGUUAGAGGAGAGCCUGGGAAACCAGGGUACCCAGGGGAACAGGGCCGCAGGGGCAUGCCUGGUGAGAAGGGCUCCCCAGGUGUCAACGUCCAGGGGCCACAAGGGAUUAAAGGAUUUGCAGGACCUCAGGGGGAAGCUAAGUUAGGGGAUCCAGGUCCCAGAGGGGAGGAUGGUAAACCAGGUCCACCAGGUAUUCCUGGAGCUGUGGGUCAGCCAGGUGAGAUAGGGCCUCCGGGGCUGUGUGAUAGCAGUGGCUGCCGACGAGGAGCCUUACCACCAGAAGAUCCAUACUUUGGAUAUGGACCUUGA